Molecule: messenger RNA, 3447 nt
Organism: Leishmania major strain Friedlin
Lineage: Eukaryota; Euglenozoa; Kinetoplastea; Trypanosomatida; Trypanosomatidae
Exons: 1
Coding region: 1-3447 (1148 amino acids)
Biological process (GO): cilium assembly; cilium movement
Cellular component (GO): motile cilium; extracellular exosome
Molecular function (GO): protein binding
Source: RefSeq, a predicted model, not a curated record
AUGUCCGCCAUCACUUCAUUUGCCGCUGCCGCCGUUGGUGCGUCCUCGGCGGAGUACGUGAAUUACGUGGACAUCAAGCUAGAUGGUGUGCACCACCUUCCCGCCGAUUGGGUCUCUGCCGGGUUUCCUGCCCUGACACCCGGCACAGCAGGUGGAGCGGCCGGCGCUGGCGCCAACCAUGCGCACGUGCACGACAAGGAGGGUCCGACGGAGGAGACGGAGGUCGCCUAUGCGUACCACCCGUUCCGCUACGAGGUUUCCCUCGCACUGCCUGCUGCGACCACGAAUGCGACGGCGGCGGCGGACAGCGAUGAGGCGGACGCGGCUACUGCCGAGGCUUUCAGAGAGGAGCCGCCGCCGAACACCGACGAGGGCGCAAAGUUAGACAUGUCCGUCGUCGCCUCCUUCACGCGCGGCCGGCUGCUGGCGCUCUUGCCGCAGUAUACGGCGUACAUCGCGGCAGCGGAGCCGGCGCCGGCCCCGGGUGUGGACGACGCCAGCCCGCUGCGAGACGUGCCCGUCUCCAUCAGCGCGGAAAGCGAGAUGGCCACUGCCUGCGUGUCCGGCGACGAAAGGGAGGCGUCCGAGGCUGGCAAGGCGUCUGAUAAGGCGGCGGCCGCCGGCGCCACGCCGGCCAUUCUGUGGGUCGUGACGGAGCGGACGGACUCGCCUGGCGGCAGCGGUGGAGCGAACGGCGCCGAUGCCGUGGGAAUGGUGGCCACAAAGCGCCGAGCGAGGUCGGCCACGCCCAUCGCCCCCGCCGCUGCUGCCGCUGCUGCUGCUUCGGCAAACAAUACCGCCGCUGCAGCCGUUCCGGGAGCGCCUGCGCCGCCAGUGCCAGAGUCCAGCGAGCCGGCUCCGUGCGUCGUGCGCGUCCCUCUGACAGCCGUGCAGGAGGCGUACCUCGAAGGCUUGCUAGAGGCUGGUGCGCCGCUGAAGCUGAGCUUCCGCCGCGUCCUGCGUCCUGGCUGCCCGGCCGAGUGGGAGGACUUCAACGCCGGCUACUUCGAGGCUGAGAUCCCGAUCUCGCUGCACGCCUUGACGGAGCCGGGGUCGACGCACCUCGCUGCCGAUGUGGCACUGCAACCGGCGAAUGUGCCGGAGAAGCGCGCUGUCGCUGGGUCGGUGCCGUCGGAGAACGACCUGGCGGACCGCGGAAAGAAGCGCACCGUCACCCGCAAGCAGCGUCAGAUGGUGCCCAGCAUCCUCAUCGACGUACCCGACCGCGACGCCCCACACCCGUACGUGACGGCUGGCACUAUGGCCACCGUCUCCCUCACGCUGCAGCGCACUCUCACUCCUCUUGUCAGUGACCGCGUGCGGCCUGCCGUCACGCCUGCCCAGCUGAUCCCUCCACGGCCCAUGCCGACGGUGUCCGCUGCGGCCGCCGAUGACACACAGACGCGACUCCAGCAAACGUUGCUGGGGGUUGUGCGGCAGCUGGUGUGCGGUAUGCGCGGCGCAACUCAGAUGAAGUCGUGCGGAUUGCCUGGGUCUGACGACGCGGCCUGGCGCACUGACUUUGUGGCGGCUCUGCAGAGCACCGGUGAGCUGGCCGCCUUCAAGAGCCAGCUGACGCCGCUGGUGACGGGCCUGGUGCAGGAGCGCCUGCGGAGCGGCCUUACUGGUGGCGGAUCGCCGCAGGAGGUGGCGCGGGCGAGCAACGAGCUCUACGUUCAGCUUAUGGACAUGCUGCACAGUGCCCUGCACGAGUGUGCCGGCGAAGGCGACGCGGCAUCGAGCGUGCCACAGCUUCGGACCACUUCGAGCGGUGGUGCGCCGAACAGCGGUGAGGAGCAGGAGGUGCGGUGGCGCGCGAUCGAGGCGGAGGUGAGCGGGGACUUCGAGCUUGCUGCGAAGCUGUACCAAAGCCGUCUGACCUCGCACGUCGCAGGGGACAACUGGGUGGCACUUUGGGUGGACUGCGGCCUCUUCUACCAGCGCACCGAGGAGUUGGCCAAGGCGGAGCAGUGCUACCGCGAGGCGAUCGCCUGCGACCCGCAUUGCACGUCGGCGCUGCUGGACUACGGAGCAUGGCUGCUUGCCCACGACCGGCUGGAUGAAGCGGCCGUGUUCUUGCACGGUCUCGUCGACAUUGCCCCGCAGCACAAGCUGGGAUGGGGCUGCAUUGCGCUGCUGGCGGACUUGCACGAGUUGGCGGUCCGCGUUGGCAGCCCGGACGCGGUGGUGGAGCAGCAGAAGUGGCGCAGGGAGCAGCGUCUGGCGCUGCGCAAGGCGGCGGAGUGCGGCGCUGUGAGCCCGAGCCACGCCACCGGUGGUGCUGACAGCGGAGGGCUUUCGGGGAGCAGCGGCCCGGCCAACGACUCCGUCCCGACGCCUCCUCCCGCAUCAUCGCAGCAGGACGCUGAGGAGGAGCAAAUGUACUUGGAGGUGGCGACAUACCUCGUGAACCUGCACCACCGCGAUUUGGCGAAUGUGUGCUUGGCACGGUGCCGACCCGGGAUGCUGCAGGUGGAGCUGCUGUACGCGCGUCUGUUCACGCAGGGUGGGCAGUACGAGGAGGCGCUCAGGACACUGGACGAGAUCAACACGCCGUCCGGCGCGCACACAUCUAUCUCCGCGGCGGAGCAGCGUCUUGUAGACGAGUGCGCGCUGCUGCGUGCCGAGUGCGCCGCCGCGCUCGGGCGUCCGUCCGAUGCUGUGAGGGUGUACAAGCAGGUCCUGUGCCGCGGCGAGCCGCCCACGGCGCCUCCGUACCUCGGGACCCUGACAUCACACUGGCAGGCGCAGCUUCAGGAGGUGCGGUCCUUCGGCAUGGCUAGCAAGAGUGGCGCGGCAAGUCCGGCGCAGGCGCUGCUGGACCAGCGCAUCACAGAGGCGGAAAGCAUGCAUUACUUGUCCGCUUACCUGCAUCUGUGCAACUUGCUCCUUAGGGAGGGUCGCUACCGUGACGCGCUGGGCGUCGUGACGCUCGCGCUGCAGGUGUGGCCGAGCAGCUCGGUGUUGUGGCUCGGCGCCGGCGUCGCCUACUACCGCGCUGGCGACCUGCUGCCGGCGGAGGAGUGCCUGCAGGAGAGCAACACGCUGAACCCGGCCAACCCGCGCACAUGGGCCUACCUCGCCCUGCUGGCGGUGCGGCUGCACAAUGUCGGGGUGGAGGAAGUGGUGCAGCAGCUGCUGACCCUAAACCUGGAGGACGCUCCGUUGUGGGCUGAGCUCGGCCGCACCCUGCUGGGCACUGCGCGAUUUCCACGGCUGAGCGUGCUGUGCCUGCGCCGGGCUGCCGCGCUAGCGUCUGGCAAGGGUGGCGCUGCCGAUGCCAUCUUGCCGUCGACGCAGUACCAUCUCGCACACGCGCUGAUGGAGCUGCAGCAGUGGGAGGAGGCGGAGCAGCUGCUGGGCAAGGUCGCCUCGAACAGCGGCAGCAACGAGGUGCUGCGCGGCAAGGCGGAGGAGGAGCUAGCGGUGCUGCGCGCCGGUCAGUAA